AUGGUUGGUGGGAAGGGGAGUGUGGGCUUCCGGCAGCUGCUGGAAGCUUGUAGGGAUAGUAAAUUUGUAGCUUUAGGUUUGGGGGUGAAUGUAGUGGACGGUUUUAAGCUGAGCCCGAUUGGACGAAUGUUGCGCAAUAAUCUCAGAGAUGAAUUUAGACGAGGGGAAGCUGGAACAGCGGUGUACGAAGGAAGUUCCGGGAUUCCGAUGCGGGAGAACCUGAGCUUUGUAAAGGAAACAUUUGAUCCGAAUUCUGGACCAAGGUCACACGCUCUCCUGUCGAUACCUGAUCAACCCGUGGCCACGCUGCAGAUCGUGCUGGAUGCGUUUGAAAGUGGCGGCGAUGCAAGCGUGAGGAUUCACCGCAAGCUGGCGCCGUUCAAGUGUGGCAUCGUGUGUCUUUCCGACAACCCCGCCCUGAUGCCGGAGUUGCGCGACCUGGCCAAACAUCUGUGCAACGUGCUGCGCAAAGCGAACCUUCCCGUGCUCGACUGCUCCGAGCGUAACGGCGAUCGUUCCCUUUUCAAACAGCUGCACCACCUCGACUCGAUUGCCGUCCCGUACUGCCUGCUGCUGCGCGACCAGUGUCUCCAGAAUGGCCUCUUUCAGCUGCCCUCAGCGAAACGAUUCACAUCUCGGAUUUACCGCAAUAUUUAUUGAAAAUAGUAACAAGUUUAGUUUAAUAAAUACAAAUACACGCAAGCGCAAGUUUAGAAGAAAUCG
Molecule: messenger RNA, 723 nt
Organism: Culex quinquefasciatus (southern house mosquito)
Lineage: Eukaryota; Metazoa; Arthropoda; Insecta; Diptera; Culicidae
Product: DNA polymerase subunit gamma-2, mitochondrial
Exons: 3
Coding region: 1-660 (219 amino acids)
Source: RefSeq, a predicted model, not a curated record